This is a messenger RNA of Durusdinium trenchii, 1884 nucleotides long. The record is from the annotation of a GenBank genome assembly. NCBI's taxonomy places the organism in Eukaryota, Dinophyceae, Suessiales, Symbiodiniaceae.
AUGUGCAUGGAUGGUAUCGACGCUUGCUUCGCUGGGCUGCCACUUUUCGGCGAGUUGCCAAGCGGUUGGAGGAGACUGGAACUUGACUAUGAGAUGGAAGCGAGCCCGCGCAAUCUGAUGCUGGUGCCGCCAAUUUGCACUGCAACUGUCUAUUACUCUGGUCGAGCCGUUGUCCCUGUGGAGUACUUGAAGAAGAGAGUGCGGGAGAUAGUUCGAGCUAAUCCUUGGCUUGGUGGCCGCUUGCGGAAGGGCUUUGGGCGCCCAUUCUUGGCAAUCCCCAAAUCUCCGAUGGAGGAUCACUUUGUGGAAUGCAAAGAUGCUUUGUCUAUCAAUCCUGGGAUGUGCUUCCGUGACCUGGUGGGCCACGUGCAGAUGUCGUCGGCUACACUGAAGUGUGGACUGGCUUGCCUGAAUCGCAACGAGCAGCUGUUCAGGGUCGCUGUGCUUCCGGCCCAACCAGACCAUUUCUUGCUGGUGGUUUCUUUAAAUCAUACCAUUGGUGACGGCUUCACCUUCUACAAGCUCUGUGGAAUGCUCGACUCAGCAGCAUCGGUGGUUGGCAUGAAUCCUUGCCGUCAAGUUGGCUUUGCAAAGUUGGCGACACAACAUGUUGGACCUGAGCACUUUAACUGGCUAACAAGUUGCCCAACUGUACUGGGCUCAUUGCGAAGCUUCUGCCUGUGGCAUCCACCAGCGCCGCAAGCACGCUUGGUCGACCGAAAAAAGAUACUUGAGUUGAGACCAGAAUCAUCCGUGGAUGUCUCAACAAAUGACAUCCUAACAUCUCACCUGUUGCUGAAAUCGCGAUUUGGAUAUGGUUAUAUGUCCAUUAACCUGCGGAAUCGUGGCUUGGGCCCAAGUGACUCAAAUGCGGGCAACUACAUUCACCGGGUUCAUCUCGCUCCUCCUGACUUUUCACACCCUGCGGGCAUUCGAAAAUCAAUCGCUGGCAGCGUAUUUUGUGGGCAGAACAAGCCUCCUGGCGUUUGCGAGUCUAUUUGUUUGCGACAUGGCUUGGUCAGCAACUGGUCCAAGUUCUUCCAAGAAGUCUCCUUGCCCGAUUGUUCUCAUGUUUCGCACAUGCCAAUCUUGCCUCAUCCCCUGCCGGGCUUCGGAUUGAUCUUGAUUUUCAAGCCAAACAGGGACCAGUUGGCCGUGUACUACACCAUGCGACACAAGGAAGCUUUCCAAGAUGCGUUGAUCUUGAAGUUCACCUUGGAGCCUACGGAUGAUAUUGGAAAGUCUUUGCAACAGGCGCGCUCUGGAGUUGGGCGCUUCGAAGUUCCUGGGCAGCCAAUGUAUAUUCUGCGUCCAGGGGCCACAGAAGAUCAGGGCUGGCUGUGGAUCAUGGGCUUGCCAGAGGAUCUCGUACGCCGCAUUAAAAAGUCUUUACAAAGAGCAGAGGAGCUCCAGGCAAACUUGGGAGGAAGCAGCAAGGUCAUCUUUGGAUCUUUCCUGGAGAUGUGGAACAGUGUGAGCAAGCUGGCCAGAACAGGAUCCAACAAAAAGAGCCGCAAGCACUCCGGCCCCAGCUUGGCGUUGGCCUAUCUAGACCAACUCUUGAGGCCUCAAGAAGUCGCUCCACGCCUGACCCUUGCGUCAUUUUGGCACUCAAAUGAGGUUGUGCAACACGUAGACCGGGGUGACGUCAAAGGUUGGAUUGUAUUGGUUGGAGAUGCUGCAUGUGGAAAGCCCUUCUACCUUGGAAGCAACCUGAACGGUCACUUUCAGGAUGCUAUGACCUUACUGUCAGCGCCCUGGACACAGUGGCCCCACAAACAGGGUGGAGAAUCUCCAAUGCGCGAGGCUCCCUUUAAGCGUUAUCAGAGUGAGUACUGGAAGCGCAUCAGUGAAAGCCAAGGUUUCCGGCCGGCAAAAGCAUGA